Molecule: messenger RNA, 2373 nt
Organism: Laetiporus sulphureus 93-53
Lineage: Eukaryota; Fungi; Basidiomycota; Agaricomycetes; Polyporales; Laetiporaceae
Product: MCM-domain-containing protein
Exons: 9
Coding region: 1-2373 (790 amino acids)
Biological process (GO): DNA replication initiation; DNA strand elongation involved in DNA replication; double-strand break repair via break-induced replication
Cellular component (GO): MCM complex; nucleus
Molecular function (GO): single-stranded DNA binding; ATP hydrolysis activity; ATP binding
Source: RefSeq, a predicted model, not a curated record
AUGUCUCUGCCAGUAGUGAGCAUCGAUGUUGACUACGAUGCGGAGAAAGACAAAAUCCAUAACUUCCUGACAACAUACGUCGGUCAAGAAAAGGAUCUGGCAUUCGCGCUUUCCGAAAUCAACAUCAAUAAUGAUGCACAUGAUCCUCCAGCCAGACAGGGGUUGAAGUAUAUGGAGCAGCUGCAACGCAUCGCAAAUCGAGAACAAGAGAUGCUGGUGAUUGACCUUGAGGAUAUAUCCGAGCAUGAGAAGACCAUCGCUGAGCUCGUAGCGCGUAUCCGACGAAAUACACGGCGAUACGUGAUGCUGUUCAGCGAGGUCGUGGAUAAGAUCAUGCCGGUACCAACGAAAGACAUAAGCGAGCAUGACGAGGUUAUCGACGUGAUUUUGCAUCAACGGAGGGAAAGGAACGAGAGACUGGAGGGCAAUCAGGAAGGAUUCCCAGACCACCUGCUCAGGCGAUACAACCUGUAUUUCCGACCGCUCCGCUCAGACAUUGCGAUGGCUGUUCGUGAGGUCAAAGGAGCAUAUCUCGGCAAGCUCAUCACCGUCCGCGGGAUCGUGACGCGCGUCUCUGAGGUUAAACCUCUCCUCAAAGUCAAUGCGUAUACUUGUGACGUCUGUGGCUCAGAAACCUUCCAAGAGGUUUCUCAUAAACAGUUCACACCGAUCUUCGACUGCCAAAACGAAUCCGAGUGCAAGAAGAACGGAAUUCAUGGAUCCCUUCACAUGCAGACACGCGCGUGCCGUUUCAGCCCUUUUCAGGAAGUCAAGAUCCAGGAGAUGGCAGAUCAGGUCCCUGUGGGACACAUCCCUCGCUCAAUGACUGUUCAUAACCACGGAAGUCUCACUCGACUCAUGAGCCCGGGCGACGUCGUUCACCUUGGGGGGAUAUUCCUCCCCAUCCCGUAUACAGGCUAUCAGGCCGUACGUGCAGGCCUGCUGACCGACACUUAUCUCGAGGUGCAUUACAUCCAUCAGCUCAAGAAGCAGUACAACGAUAUGGAGGCGACCCCGGAAAUCCGUCGCAAGAUCUUGGAGCUCAAGGCUGAUCCCCAGCUGUACAUCAAGCUGGCGCAGAGUAUCGCCCCCGAGAUAUACGGACAUCUCGAUGUCAAGAAGGCGCUACUGCUGCUUCUGGUAGGCGGCGUGACAAAGACUCUUGGGGACGGCAUGAAAAUUCGCGGUGAUCUCAACAUCUGUUUGAUGGGUGAUCCCGGUGUAGCCAAGUCGCAGCUACUCAAAUACAUAUCGAAGGUCGCCCCUAGAGGAGUCUACACCACGGGUAAAGGAUCAUCGGGUGUUGGUCUGACCGCGGCGGUCAUGCGCGACCCUGUGACAGAUGAAAUGGUUCUGGAGGGUGGUGCACUCGUCUUGGCUGACAAUGGAAUUUGCUGUAUCGAUGAAUUUGACAAGAUGGAGGAGUCAGACCGAACGGCUAUCCAUGAGGUCAUGGAACAGCAAACAAUCUCCAUCUCAAAAGCCGGCAUCUCGACGACACUCAAUGCCCGCACAUCUGUUCUUGCCGCUGCUAAUCCCCUUUUUGGUCGGUACAACCCGAAGCUCUCGCCGGUGGAGAAUAUUAACCUGCCAGCGGCACUACUCUCCCGUUUUGACUUGCUGUUCCUGAUCUUGGACAAGCCGACGAAGGAUGACGAUGAACGGCUCGCGCAGCACGUCACGUAUGUGCACAUGUACAACACUCACCCUGAGCUCGACUAUGAGCUGGUUGAUCCCACUAUUAUGCGGCAUUACAUCGCUCUAUCCCGUCAAUACAGGCCAACUGUUCCGCAAGAGGUAUCCGACUACGUCGUCGAGUCCUACGUGCGCCUCCGGAAGCAAUCCAAGGACGAAGAAGAGCAGAAGAAGUCGCACGCCUAUAUAUCCGCCCGAACGCUCCUGGGCGUUCUCCGCCUCGCCCAGGCGCUCUGUCGGCUACGAAAUUCGAAUGAGGUCAUUAAAGAGGACGUCGACGAGGCACUUCGCCUGAUGGAGGUCAGCAAAGCAAGCUUGCAGGAGGAGGAGAACCAAGAGCGCGACCAGGACCGUUCAGAUACGAGCAAGAUCUACCGGCUCAUCAAAGAUAUGGCUGUUGACAGGCGCGCUGUGUCCGACGGCAAGCGGAAGAAGAGAAAGACGAAGCGCCUCGGCAGGGGUCCCGCGGGCGAGAACGACAUGGAUGUGGACGACGAAGGACUGCAAGACCAAGACGAUCUGGACGAGCUCUCCUUGGUUGAUAUUAGAGCUCGGGUGCUCAGGAGCGGCUUUACCGAGGCGCAACUCAUGGAUACCAUCAUGCAAUACGAAGACAUUGAAGUAUGGAUGCGUGUGGCGAACGACUCGAAGCUGCGCUUCAUCAACCCCGUCAGCUAG